AUGUACCUUCCACUCUUCCUAGCUGUCACGCUGGCAGCGGUGCUUACCAGCGGUCAGCAACCGUGUGACCCGUCCGUUACCUGUCCCACGUUCAACUGCCACCCACAUCCGAACUGCCCGGCCAAGGAUCCACUCUAUCCGGUGCUGCUUCCGCACACCGACUGCAGCAAAUUCUACAAGUGCAACAGUGGCAAUGCCUGCGAACAGCUGUGCCCCGUCGGGCUGCACUAUAAUCCACGCGAACAGUCGUGCGAUUGGCCGAACAGAGCGUGCUGCGAUCCAAGCAUCCAGUGCGGUCUGCCUGAUCCGCCACCGAGCAACUGCGUGCCCAACCCGAACUGUCCUGCCUCGUCGCAAGAUACGAUACUGCUACCGCACAACAACUGUGCCAUGUUCUACAAAUGUUCCGGACCAUUCGCCUGCCCAAUGAACUGUCCGCCACUGCUGCACUUCAACCCGAAGCAGAACGCUUGCGAUUGGCCCGAGCGUGCCUGCUGUGAUCCGACCGUACCCUGCGAUCCGUGCAUUCCAGGCGUAACCUGCCCGCCAACGGGACCUACACCUGCUCCAAUUCCCACACCAGCUCCCACACCAGUUCCCGUACCCACCCCCGUACCCACCCCCGUACCCACCCCCGUUCCCACACCAGUUCCCACUCCAGCGCCAACUCCCAUUCCAACACUGCCGGAUACGCCAUGCGAUCCUUCGGUCACCUGUCCGCUUAACUGCGUCGAGGAUAUGCGUUGCCCACCGCGCGACGGUACCAAGCCGGUACUGCUACCGAGCACGAACUGCGCCAAGUUCUACAAGUGCCAAUCCGGACGAGCGUGCGAGUUUGACUGUCCCGGAGGGCUGCAUUUCAACGCCAAGGAUAUGGUGUGCGACUGGCCGCACCAGGCAUGCUGUGAUCCUACCGUCGAGUGCGUACCAGGCUGCAUUCCCGGCGUCACCUGCCCAUAA
Messenger RNA from Anopheles marshallii, 960 nucleotides. RefSeq names its product keratinocyte proline-rich protein-like. The record is from RefSeq and is a predicted model, not a curated record. Gene Ontology annotation, cellular component: extracellular region. The coding region runs from base 1 to 960 and encodes 319 amino acids. Gene Ontology annotation, molecular function: chitin binding. The transcript has a single exon. Lineage: Eukaryota; Metazoa; Arthropoda; Insecta; Diptera; Culicidae.